Messenger RNA from Tachyglossus aculeatus (Australian echidna), 5367 nucleotides. RefSeq names its product nuclear receptor binding SET domain protein 3 (gene NSD3). Gene Ontology annotation, biological process: regulation of DNA-templated transcription. Gene Ontology annotation, molecular function: histone H3K36 methyltransferase activity. NCBI's taxonomy places the organism in Eukaryota, Metazoa, Chordata, Mammalia, Monotremata, Tachyglossidae. The coding region runs from base 190 to 4503 and encodes 1437 amino acids. Gene Ontology annotation, cellular component: chromatin; nucleus. The transcript has 24 exons. The record is from RefSeq and is a predicted model, not a curated record.
CCGCCCCCCCGGCCGCGAUGGCCGCGGCGCCCGGCGCGGAGGAAAUCUAGGCCGGGGAUUCAUGAGGCCUAGGCCCCGUCGUCGGCCCCGCCCGUCCCGCGAUCGCGCCGACACGGCCGGGGGGUUAGAAUGGAACAGACUGAAGGCCCUAUGAGAGAAAGGGAAAGUUAAGGAUGCUGGAGCAGAACAAUGGAUUUCUCUUUCUCUUUCAUGCAAGGGAUCAUGGGAAACACAAUUCAGCAACCACCUCAACUCAUUGACUCGGCCAAUAUCCGCCAGGAGGAUGCCUUUGAUAAUAGCAGUGACAUCGUGGAAGAUGGUGGCCAGACACCGUAUGAAACUGGCCUACAGCAAGGCUUUCAGUAUCCAACACCAACCACCGAGGACCUCCCUCCGCUCACAAAUGGCUACCCACCCCCAAUCAACAUGUACGAACCUCAAACGAAAUACCAGGCGUACAGUCAGUAUCCCAAUGGUUCAGCCAAUGGCUUUGGUGCAGUUAGAAACUUUAGUCCCACUGACUAUUAUCAUACGGAAAUUUCAAACACAAGACCACAUGAAGUUCUGGAAAAACCUUCCCCUCCACAGCCGCCACCUCCUCCGAUACCGCAAACGGUGAUUCCAAAGAAGACUGGUUCACCAGAAAUUAAGUUAAAAAUCACCAAAACCAUCCAGAACGGCAGGGAAUUGUUUGAAUCCUCCCUCUGUGGAGACCUUUUAAAUGAAGUACAGGCAAGUGAGUACGCAAAGACAAAACAUGAAGGCAGGAAAGAAAAGAGGAAAAAAAGUAACAAGCAUGACUCUUCUAGGUCAGAAGAGCGCAAGUCACACAAAAUUCCAAAAUUAGAACCAGAGGAGCAAAAUAAACCAAAUGAGAGGCUUAGCAUGCUAUCAGAAAAACCAGGAGAAGAUUUGAUACUGGAGGAAACCCCGACUCAGCAGCACUUACCUUCACUGCCCACAGAAGUGACCACUGGUGUGAAGUUUCAGGUUGGUGAUCUGGUCUGGUCUAAAGUGGGAACCUAUCCUUGGUGGCCAUGCAUGGUUUCAAGCGAUCCCCAACUCCACGUUCAUACAAAAAUCAACACAAGAGGGGCCCGUGAAUAUCAUGUCCAGUUUUUCAGCAACCAGCCGGAGAGGGCAUGGGUCCAUGAAAAGCGGGUACGAGAGUACAAAGGCCAUAAACAGUACGAGCAGUUACUAGCUGAGGCAACAAAACAAGCUAGUAACCAUUCCGAGAAACAAAAGAUUCGGAAACCCAGGCCACAGCGAGAACGGGCCCAGUGGGAUAUUGGCAUUGCCCAUGCGGAGAAAGCACUGAAGAUGACCCGGGAAGAAAGGAUAGAACAGUACACUUUCAUCUAUAUCGACAAACAGCCCGAGGAGGUUUUAUCCCAGGGGAAAAAGAAUGCUGCUUCUAAAACGGAAGUUAAAAAGAAUCGGAGGCCGAAGCCAGUGCUGAACUCUCAACCCGAACAGACCAAUGCGGGGGAGGCUGCUGCCUCAUUAUCAAGUACUGAACUGCGGAGGCACAGCCAAAGGCGGCACACUAGUGUGGAAGAGGAAGAACCGCCUCCUGUUAAAAUAGCGUGGAAAACGGCAGCAGCGAGGAAAUCCUUACCAGCUUCCAUCACGAUGCACAAAGGGAGCCUGGAUUUGCAGAAGUGUAACAUGUCACCGGUAGUGAAAAUUGAACAAGUAUUUGCUCUUCAGAACGCCGCAGGAGAUGGGAAAUUUAUCGAUCAGUUUGUUUAUUCCACAAAGGGAGUUGGUAACAAAACAGAAAUCAGUGUCAGGGGACAAGACAAGCUUAUCAUUUCUACCCCAAACCAGAGGAAUGAAAAAGCAGCAGCUCAGAAUGCAUCAUCUCCUGAAACAACACCUGGGUCAACAGGUUCAGUAGAAAAGAAGCAACAGAGAAGAUCGAUUAGAACUCGCUCUGAAUCGGAAAAAUCCACUGAGGUUGUGCCAAAGAAGAAGAUCAAAAAGGAGCAGGUAGAAACGGUUCCCCAAGCUGCAGUGAAGACUGGAUUACAGAAAGGUGCCAGCGAGAUUUCAGAUUCCUGUAAACCUCUAAAGAAAAGGAGUCGCGCCUCAACUGACGUAGAAAUGACUAGCUCAGCAUAUAGAGACACAUCUGACUCGGAUUCUAGAGGACUCAAUGAUCUGCAAAUGAGCUUCGGAAAGCAGUUAGACAGCCCCUCAGCCACUGCAGAUGCCGAUGCCUCUGAUGUGCAGUCAGUGGACUCAAGUUUAUCGAGAAGAGGAACUGGAACAAAUAAGAAGGACACCGUGUGUCAGGUCUGUGAAAGUUACAGCGACUCUUUGGUUGCUUGUGAGGGGGAGUGCUGUCGACACUUUCACCUGGAAUGCCUGGGAUUAACAUCACUCCCUGAUGGGAAGUUUGUCUGCGUGGAGUGUAAAACUGGGCACCAUACGUGUUUUUCCUGUAAGGUUCCUGGUAAAGAUGUGAAGCGUUGUUCUGUCAGUGCCUGUGGUAAAUUUUACCAUGAGGCCUGUGUUCGCAUAUUUCCUACUGCUAUCUUUGAGGCUAGAGGAUUCCGCUGUCCCCAACACUGCUGUUCUGCCUGCUCCAUGGAGAAGGAUAUCCACAAAGCAAGCAAAGGCCGUAUGAUGAGAUGCUUGAAAUGCCCAAUUGCAUAUCACUCAGGAGAUGGCUGUAUUGCUGCAGGAAGUGUAUUUGUGUCCACCCACAUUCUCAUCUGUAGUAACCAUUCCAAAAGGAGCAGUCAUUCUUCCUCUGCUGUAAAUGUAGGCUUUUGUUUCGUUUGUGCAAGAGGGCUGAUAGUUCAGGACCAUUCAGACCCCAUGUUCAGUUCCUAUGCCUAUAAAUCCCACUACCUACUGAAUGAAUCAAAUCGUGCUGAGUUGAUGAAAUUACCUAUGAUUCCUUCUUCGUCAGCUUCCAAAAAGAAAUGUGAGAAAGGUGGAAGAUUGCUCUGCUGUGAAUCGUGCCCAGCUUCCUUCCAUCCGGAAUGCCUCAGCAUAGAGAUGCCAGAGGGCUCCUGGAACUGUAAUGAUUGUAAGGCUGGCAAGAAACUACAUUACAAGCAGAUUGUUUGGGUCAAGUUGGGAAAUUACAGGUGGUGGCCAGCAGAGAUCUGCAAUCCCAGGUCUGUGCCUCUCAACAUCCAGGGCCUCAAACACGACUUUGGGGACUUCCCCGUAUUCUUCUUCGGCUCUCAUGACUACUAUUGGGUGCACCAGGGCAGAGUUUUCCCCUAUGUUGAAGGAGACAAAAGCUUUGCUGAGGGGCAAACUAGUAUUAACAAGACCUUCAAAAAAGCACUUGAAGAAGCUGCAAAACGUUUUCAGGAGCUGAAAGCACAAAGAGAAAGUAAAGAAGCACUGGAGCUUGAAAGAAAUUCAAGAAAACCUCCUCCCUAUAAACAUAUUAAAGCUAACAAGGUAAUAGGGAAGGUUCAAAUCCAGGUUGCAGACCUGUCAGAGAUCCCACGCUGUAACUGCAAACCCACCGACGAGAACCCAUGUGGGCUGGAGUCCGAGUGCCUGAACAGGAUGUUGCAGUAUGAGUGCCACCCCCAGGUGUGCCCUGCCGGAGAACGCUGCCAGAACCAGUGCUUCACCAAAAGACUCUAUCCCGAUGCCGAGAUCAUCAAGACCGAGCGCCGUGGCUGGGGCCUCAGGACCAAAAGGAGCAUUAAGAAGGGUGAAUUUGUAAACGAAUAUGUUGGUGAGUUAAUUGAUGAAGAAGAGUGCAGAUUGCGAAUCAAGCGAGCCCAUGAGAACAGCGUAACUAAUUUUUACAUGUUAACUGUUACCAAGGACCGAAUAAUUGACGCUGGCCCAAAGGGGAAUUAUUCUCGCUUUAUGAACCACAGUUGCAAUCCUAACUGUGAGACUCAGAAGUGGACGGUGAAUGGGGAUGUUCGUGUUGGACUUUUCGCGCUUUGUGAUAUUCCCGCAGGGAUGGAGCUAACAUUUAAUUAUAACCUGGAUUGUCUGGGCAAUGGGAGGACCGAGUGCCACUGUGGAGCGGAUAACUGCAGUGGCUUCCUAGGAGUGCGGCCUAAGACGGCAUUUGCAUCAGCGAACGAAGAGAAGGCAAAAAAUGCAAAGUUAAAGCAGAAGAAACGGAAGAUUAAAACUGAACAGAAGCAAAUGCAUGAAGAUUACUGCUUUCAAUGUGGAGAUGGAGGAGAGCUGGUCAUGUGUGACAAAAAAGACUGUCCCAAAGCAUACCACCUCCUAUGCCUUAACUUGACUCAACCACCGUUUGGAAAGUGGGAAUGUCCAUGGCAUCAGUGUGACAUAUGCAGCAUCCCUGCAGUUUCCUUCUGUGAAUUCUGCCCACGUUCAUUCUGUAAAGAUCAUGAGAAAGGGGCUCUCGUGCCCUCUGCGUUGGAAGGCCGGCUCUGCUGCUCUGAACACAACCCCAAUUCUCCUGUGGCACCAGAGUACUGGAGCAAGAUCAAAUGCAAAUUGGAAUCACAAGAUCCCGGAGAAGAAGGGAAAGAAUAGAUUUACGUGUUCAAAAACAAACAAACAGCAACAAAAAAAAGUGAAUAGGUGAUGAAUUUAGAGAAAAGACUGCUCUAGUGUAUUGAGUCUGUUGUCAUCUGAGCUACCUUUUUGGAACUGGGGCAGGGAACCAUCUAAUCCAGGCAGGCAGUAGCAGUCAGUGGCGUCUUUUUAAUUUUGUUCUGUUUUUGUCUUUUCCUUAUCCUUGAGUGUGCUUCAUUAGCUCAUGCAACUGGAAAAUAGGAAAGCCUCAUGCUUUAAAGAGGGAAGGAGAAGGAAAAAUCUUGGACCCUGAAGAGGGUAUUGUGUGCAAAAUAUCUUGCUAGAGGUAGAAAGCAAAGAUUGCCAUCGCUUUUUUAUUGAAUUUUAAAGGAUUCGGAGAAGCGAUGUUAAGGUAGCUAAGUGCAUUUUCAAAACAAAGAGUAGGCAGUGAACCCGGCAGAAAUAGGAAUAAUGAUUUUUUGUGUCUUUUUUUAUACUGUCUCAUGGCUUCACAAAAUGCACUUGAAGAGUCUCCAAGUAAAAGGGGUGAAUCUGGCCUUGAAAACAAAAUGCCUCUAUAUCAGAAGAGUUCAAUCCUUGUGUUCUUUGAUGAGGUGUGCUCUGUGAAAUUAGGGUCAUUUAAAAUAUGAAUAUGUAUUUUGCUUUAAAAAUCACCAGAUAAAUAUGCUCCCUGAUUUUCAAAACAAUUUCCAUUGAUAACUUUUUGCCCGAAAAGUGUAAUUCUGCAGAGACAACAUUCCACAGCGGAAGAGACUCUCCUGGCUCCUGACAAGUGGUAAUCUCUACUUUGUUGUUCCCAGGCAGAUGUAAAUUCUGGAGUUAGAAGGGCCUGUUGUGACUUUCCGUGGUUUUUUCGUUUGG